Messenger RNA from Bathycoccus prasinos, 1098 nucleotides. RefSeq lists its product with no specific name. The record is from RefSeq and is a predicted model, not a curated record. Lineage: Eukaryota; Viridiplantae; Chlorophyta; Mamiellophyceae; Mamiellales; Bathycoccaceae. The coding region runs from base 1 to 1098 and encodes 365 amino acids. The transcript has a single exon.
AUGCGUGCAUUUUUCUCGUCAUCAUCAACGACACUACCAACACCGCGUAGCAGUAAUAGGAGUAAGCGUAGGCGUCGCACGUUUAGUGACGAUCGAAGUUGUUUCCUGAACCGUCGUUUACGUCGUCGUUCUCUCGUCGUUACGAAUACUAACAAGAGUACGACUACCCAAACGCUUUUACCGUUGCGCACCUUAUCUCCUCCAUCUAUGAAGAACAACAACACCAUUAUGAACGAAGUCUCGUCCGUUUCUGCGGCUGCUUCUCGAACAAAAACAGCGACUACGAGUGCCUCCCCGACGAGGGUACCGAUUUUGAACAAUACUAAUCUACCAAUCGCCUUUGCGAUAAUGUUCGGUUUUGGAACCAUUUCAGCAGUUUUGUACCCAGCGUCCAAAGCGAUGGAAAAAGCGAUGCGAGCGACUGAAAUCGCGAUGAACGAGACGACGAAAUUGAUGGAACGAGACGCUUUGAGAGCGUUCAACGAAGGCGAGCAAGCGUCGUUAGAGUGGCAAGAGCUCGGGAAAGAGUUGAGAGUGCUUUUGAAGAACAUCGAGAGGUGGGGGAAACCGCUCGUGGGUGACGCGAAUAGUUUAGAGUCGUUCGAUUUGAAUUUACUCGGGGAAUCGAUGAAGGAUAGUUUAGCGGAGAUUUUGGAGAAGAGUUUGAUUGGUAUCGGGGGAGGAAAUAUGAAUAACAACAACAGCAAUAAUAGCAACAAUACGCAACUCGGGGGGAUAAACUUGGUGCAACAGUCUAUCGAUGAGAAUUUAUUUAAAUGGCAAGACGCCAUCACGGACGUCAUCGAAGAUUUGACCAAUUUGAGACUCGAAGCGGCGAGUAAAGGACAGACGGCGAACGAGGAAACGUUGAAAAGGGCGCUGAAUCAAGCGAAAGUCGCCUCGGAAUCGUUUUUGAUUAGUAGCGGUAAUAACAGAACGGGCGACGACGAAGAGGAGGAUCCUGCGACGAAUUUGAUUCGAAAAGUAUCGUCCUCGUUCGACGAACAAAACGACGAUUUCGAUAUACGAACGCGAGCCGCGAGCGAAAAGUUGAGAGCGGAAAGCCGAGCAAAACAAGAAUCCAUGGACUCGUUCUGA